AUGAUAGUGGAAGAUGAAGAUAAAAUUGCGGAAGACGAUGAUUUGGACUGGACUGCUGACUGGACAUAUCUUGAUUCUGUUUCUGAUAAAGAAAAAAUUGAUGAGAUUAUCAAUUUUCUUCCUGGUAAUGUUUUUGGAAAGGUUCUAGCCUUGAUUAACCAGGCAGUGAACAAACAUAAAUUUGGUAAAGGACUUGGCCUUGGGGGAAAAAAUUCAAUGAUUGUGAAUCAGGCUAAAGUUCAACUAUGA
Psilocybe cubensis is the source of this 249-nucleotide messenger RNA. RefSeq lists its product as uncharacterized. The record is from RefSeq and is a predicted model, not a curated record. The transcript is spliced from 4 exons. Lineage: Eukaryota; Fungi; Basidiomycota; Agaricomycetes; Agaricales; Agrocybaceae. The coding region runs from base 1 to 249 and encodes 82 amino acids.